CAUGCAGAGGUCAGCUCGCAGGAGGGCGCCCGCAGUGCAGCAUUCCCCUGGAGCUCAGGGACACCCGGCUGAGCCAGCGCUGUGCCCGGAGGAGGGGGAGAGCACGGCGAGGAGACGCGCCAGGCCGGUGCGCUCCAAAGCCAGGAGGAUUGCGGCCAACGUGCGGGAGAGGAAGCGCAUCCUGGAUUACAACCAGGCGUUCAACGCCCUGCGCCUGAGCCUGAGACACGACCUGAACGGCAAGCGGCUGUCCAAGAUCGCCACCCUGCGGAGGGCCAUCCACAAGAUCUCCAGCCUCUCGCUCUUCCUGCGCUCCGCUCCCCUCCACAGGUGGCCGUGCGAGCACAGCGAGUGCCGGCGGCUGCCCGCAGAGACACCGUCCCCUGGCGCUGAGCCGCCCGCCUCCUGUCCGCCAGAAACUCCGGGCAGCCCCCUCUACUUCCAGCAGCCUCCCAGUGACCAUCCCCGAGAACAGGGCACCGUGCCCAGCCCGGAAUGUUACUCAAGUGCCGGCGGCUCCCAGUUUGGGGUGAGGACAGCUUUCCACCAGAGUCACCUGGAGACCUUUGUAAACUCCUCUCCGGCCCCACUGCCUUGGCAAUUCAAUUACUUCCCAGGAACCAGCUACCAACAGACACUGCCAAUGCACUGAGCCGGAUACUGAUGAGGCUAUCUGUGUGCUUUGUAUAAAAGUCGGUUGUGCCAGCUGCAAUUGAACAACGCAAACCAAGCAACAAGGGCAAUCCACUGACAACAUGAUUGGAGUCUUCAGUUUGUAACCCAGAUACGUGAACACAACAUACAUACAGGAAAACCAUGCUGCCAUACAAAAUGUGAUGGAGCUGACCA
This is a messenger RNA of Chiloscyllium plagiosum (whitespotted bambooshark), 849 nucleotides long. RefSeq lists its product as uncharacterized. Gene Ontology annotation, cellular component: nucleus. Gene Ontology annotation, molecular function: DNA-binding transcription factor activity, RNA polymerase II-specific; protein dimerization activity; E-box binding. The record is from RefSeq and is a predicted model, not a curated record. NCBI's taxonomy places the organism in Eukaryota, Metazoa, Chordata, Chondrichthyes, Orectolobiformes, Hemiscylliidae. Gene Ontology annotation, biological process: sensory organ development; positive regulation of transcription by RNA polymerase II; axon development.